CACACAGUCAGCAGCUGAUUCUGACCGCGAGCGCCUCAUCAAAGCGCGUGAAAGCUCCGCGCGCCGCUUUCAAAACGGGGCGGUGUCGAUUUCCCACGUCACGCGUGUGGAAAUUUUCAAGGCAGCACAAAGCUGGGCUGUAUAAAGAGUAUAAAUGUCCCCGGUUGUGGGUCGCAAACACGCUGCUGGUAAGUGUGUCGUAGCAGAAUGCGCGUGAGCGUCCUGACCGUGCUCGCCCUGGCCGCGCUCGUGCGCUUUUGCCCAGGUGAGGAGAGUGCAAGGUGUGCGCAGGUGAACUGCCUGGAGAGCUGUCUGCCUCUGCCCAUGAUGAAGGACAUGAUGAAAACUCUGAAGAGCAUCAGCAAGCCUUGGCCUAGUGACAGCAGACGCCACAAAAGAUAUUUGCCAAAGUUAUAUAUCAAGAAGCUGAACAUCGCAGACAUCAACAAGAUGCUGGGAAUCUAUGAAGAUCAUGUAUUCAAUAAGCUGUGGACCCAUGACGUGGAGUAUCCCGACAGAUUUAUCCAUUCCUUCUACAGACUGAGAGUCAGUGUGGAACGCUGUAAGGACCGUGGUCAAGCAGAACUCACUCGCUACGCAAGGAAGAAGAUCAAGGGAAUGGAAGAGGCUUUCAAAAAGCUGCAAUCAGAAGAGCUGUCAAAAGCAGCAGGGGACUUUGAGACAAUACUCCGCUGGAUCAGUCUUUACACUGACAAAAAGCUGUCACACAGCAAAUGCCGGUAGUCUGUGGCUAUAAACUAUGACUGAGUCAGCAAAGACACAGAUGUAGAGCUAGGGCUGGGCGAUAUGACAAAAAUAUCAUGUAUAUACACUUGUUCACAAACUGCCAGCAAUACAGUAGUGUUGCAUUAACAAAAACUGUUUAAUACAAUAUUCAAUGUCCAAAAAUGAUUUAAAAAAAACCAACAAUUUAUUUAUAAAAUAAAUGAAUAAAUCUUUAACAUUGAACAGUAUUUAAAAAAAAAUCUUUAAAGAUUUGAACAUUUUACAAUUUUCCGGAUUAAGUACAAAAUGUGAACACCACAUCAGUCAGUUUGUAAUUAAAUUUAUUCAAAAUAUUUUUAAAUUAAUUUUAAAAAAGAUAUUAUAAUAUCCGGGAUAUCUCAGCAAAGCAUAUUUUGAUAGCCAUAAUUUAUCCCAAUAUCGAUAUUCUGUUGUCAUAUUGUCCAGCCCUAGAUAGAGGUUUAUAUUGUGAAUACUGUAGCAACAUGAUUUCAUUCGUAACAAUUUAGCAUGACUAAAGUGGUAUGAAAAGGUAACAAAGUCAAGGUUAGGGAAAGGGGCAUGGCAUACGUUUGUACCUUUUCUUAAGACUUUGUUUGAUAUGGAAAAAUAAUCCGAUCACAUCACCCUUGCUUGCUUUCAUACGAAUGUCUCAUGCAACCAGAUGGUAAUAUUACACCAGUAGGUUCCUGUUCACUUUGCACACCUGGCAGUCAGAUGGCACCAUAAGAAUGACUUCACCUACCACUGAAUGAUGAGUCAAACUGCGGGGGAACCUGAUAGGACCUUAGGAACUCAUGGUGACUUUUUACUUGGCCUAGUAACUUAAUCCAGUGUCUUCGUGUUGACUGAAUGUGUGGGGCAGACAAGAUGCAGCUAUUUAUCUGUCUGAUCCUGCAGCAAAGAAUGUUUUAUUGUGAUGUGAAUAUUUAUUGUUUCUAAAAUAACUUUUUUUUUCUUAUAUAAUUUAUUAUAUUAGCCUUUUUAUUUAUUAUUUCUGGGUUUUGGCUUGUACUGUAAGUAGACAAAUACGGGUGAUGUUUAAUAUUUGUAAUGUGUGACUCAUAGGAGUUUGUAUUCUUUACCACUGAAAUAAUAAAUACCUCUGGAUACUAGAAAUACAGUAAAUAUGCUAAAAAUAUGUUUUGCAGAGUUGCACAUUUUCCUAUGUAAAUAAAGACUGAAAAGAACUUUCAGAACUGUCUUCUCUCUCAUGCCUAAGCAGAAUGCAUUUUAUGGCACUGUUUAACACAGACACAGCACAGAAGUGUAAAAGUCGGCAGUUAGGAAUGACUCCAAUCAUAGCGUUCCUGAUGAGAUGCCUUUAUGCUUCUGUUACGUAGCAAGAAGACACUCAUGUAAAACACCUUCUGUUUUGUGCUAUUUUUAUUUCUUUUAAUUCCUGCUUUCAUUGGGUGACUUCAGUUCAAUAUACUAGGGAAGUUCAAGGGACAAUUUAAAAAUAUAUGAAUGAGAAGAUGGUAAAUGUUAGACAAGAAAAUCUAAUAUAUAGUCGGGGUCAUAAGUUUACAUACAGUACGCCUUGAAGAAUCGCAAAAUGUUAAUAAUUUUUUUUAAAUUAUGUUUUGUUUUUUAUUUAGUUCUGCCCUGAAUAAGCUAUUUCACAUAGCAGAUGUUUACAUAUAGUCCACAAGACUCAAUAAUAACUGAAUUUACACAAAUGAACCAGUUCAAAAGUUUCCAUACGCUUG
Molecule: messenger RNA, 2456 nt
Organism: Pangasianodon hypophthalmus (striped catfish)
Lineage: Eukaryota; Metazoa; Chordata; Actinopteri; Siluriformes; Pangasiidae
Gene: il26
Product: interleukin 26
Exons: 5
Coding region: 208-744 (178 amino acids)
Source: RefSeq, a predicted model, not a curated record